CCAUGCUUGGACUCUCUGGUACGCGCCAUUGAGCGACAAUGACCACCCUGGGCCCGCCUAUAUAGCAAAGCGCAACGCACGCGAGCGCCGCCCAAGAUGCUCUACGACCUCAAUAUCGCCUGGUCGCCCAGCACCAGCAGCGCGCAGCUCCAACGGACCCUCAAGUUCGCGUCCUCGCUGGGCUACGACGUUGUUGCCCUGAAUCACACCGUCUCGGCCCCGAUCCCCUCGCAGGUCAUCAACCCGAUCCCCCUCCUGACCGCGCCCCCGCCUUCUCACCCGCAGCCCAGCCCGCUCCCACCAUCAUCAUCCUCCUCCUCCUCGUCCUCCUUUCCAGACAAGCUCCCAACGACUCUACGGCGCGCCACAGUCGUCAUCUCCGACCCAGCAACCAACCACCGGCUCGCCUCCUUCGCAUCAGCCUACGACGUAGUAGCAGCGCGCCCGACAACAGAAAAGGCCUUCUCGGCGUGCUGCACGACCAUGGCCGAAUUCAGCCUGAUCAGCCUAGACCUGACAGCCUCCCUGCCCUUCCACUUCGCCCCGCGCACCUCCAUGGCCGCCGUGAGCCGGGGGAUCCGCUUCGAGAUCUGCUACGCCCAGGCCCUCGGCGCCGAGGACGCCCGGGCAAGGUCCAACUUCAUCGCCAACCUGUCCGGGCUGGUGCGCGCGACCCGCGGCCGCGGCCUCGUGCUGAGCAGCGAGACCGCCAGGCCGCUCGACCUCCGGGCCCCCGCCGACGUCAUCAACCUUCUGGCCGUGUGGGGGCUCGGCACCGAGAGGGGCGCCGAGGCGCUGGCCGCGAACCCCAGGGCCGUCGUCGUCAACGAGGGGAUCAAGAGGAGGGGGUUCAGGGGCGUCGUCGACGUCGUCCGGGCCGCGGGCGGUGGGCCCGCGGGCGGGAAGCCGGGCGGGGACGGCGAUGGGGACGGGAAGCCGGGCGAGAAGAAGAAGAAGACGAAGGGGACGGAUGGCGGCAAAGGAGGGGGUGGCCAUGGACGGAAACAGAAGGAGGGAAAGGCCGGCGCCAAGGCGGGCGGCGAUGCUGCCCAGGGAGAGCCGCGCCAGCAGGGGCAGAAGAGGAGGGGCGAGGACACCGAAAACGCCUCCGAAGAGCCGAUGGCGCCUGUCAGCAAGAGACAGGCAAAGAAGAUGCGGAUUGGUACCCAGGAGGAGGGUCCUCCGGCGGGCAAAUGAAGGGCGACAAAAGUCGUGGGUGUUGAGGGGGGUUAGAUCGUGUACGAAUGUUUCCGGGACUACGACGGCGUCUGUCUUCUAGAGAUACCCACCCAAAAACUGAGCAUGGGCUCAAGCAUAGGGGAGGCAAUGCCAUCAUAGAUUUCUAACUCCAACAAGAGCUGAGGGGGUCUUUCCCUUGGACUGUUGUAACAAGUUCAUUUUUCUCCCUGCCUGCUUGCUUUCUUUCUUUCUUUGCUUUGCAUUCACGAUCCACGGCGAACCUCGUCUGCAACCAUAUACAAGCUAUCAUUUAUUUACACUAA
Phialemonium atrogriseum is the source of this 1502-nucleotide messenger RNA. Its product is annotated as putative rnase p subunit p30 protein. The transcript has a single exon. Gene Ontology annotation, molecular function: RNA binding. Gene Ontology annotation, cellular component: nucleolar ribonuclease P complex. The record is from RefSeq and is a predicted model, not a curated record. The coding region runs from base 97 to 1197 and encodes 366 amino acids. Gene Ontology annotation, biological process: tRNA processing. NCBI's taxonomy places the organism in Eukaryota, Fungi, Ascomycota, Sordariomycetes, Cephalothecales, Cephalothecaceae.